GCGUCUCUGACGUACUGGAUCAUGUGUCGGUUACCGGAGAUUUCCCGAGCUCGACUUUUUCCUGCGUCCUCGUCUUCGCUCCGGUGUGGAUUCUUCGACGCGCUCUCAGGAGGUGAGCUCUUGCGUUUUAACUCGCUUUUAGUGCGACUGAGAAAAGUUUGCGACGGAAAAGCAGCGCCGUUAGCCGGUUAGCCGCGCUCUCCUCGGGCCUGGACACGAGCGAACGGACGCGCGCGCGAGCAGCUCCCGGUGACUCCGGAGGAGAGACUCGGCGGUUCGGGGCUUCGCUGUCGGAUCGAUCCUGAUGAUCUUCAUCAUCUUCAUCAUCUUCAUCAGGAUUCAUGUUGAUGAGUCUUGAUUUCCUCUGGACUCUGACUCUGAGAUGAUGCUGAGAUGCUGGAUGGAGACUGGACUCCUCAAACCCUCGGUGAGCUCUGUGUGACGAGCCUCCAUGACACCCUGUUUCACAGCUGAAGCUCUCUGUCUGAGGGAGCGUCUCCUUCCACCUGUCCAGAUACUGGGUUUUCAUUCUGAUCCCCCUGUUCUCCACUAAACUCCCUUACCAGACCAUCCCCUGCCCACCAUCACCAUACUCACCAUGUCAAGCCGAAGGAAGUCGUUCAACCCCUCUGUGCUCCAUGCAACUAGUUUUCCUGCAGAAGACUCUUUGAAAAUGGAUGUUUCAGUGGAGACUGUGUUGGACAGAUAUUCACCUGUGCCACUAACAACAAACGAAAACUGGCUGUCACUGAACAAUAAAGAAGAGGAUCAGUCAGAGCGGGGUUCUGCAUCGGAGCAGGGUUUGAAUAGAAGAGAUCAUGAGGAGAUCUCUCAGUCCAAAUGUCCAGUCAGUGCACUCUACCUUUGUACAAUCUGUAAUUUCAGUACCAACAAGUUUGACUCCCUCUCAUGCCAUAAUAAAGUGCUACACCCAAGUGAGAGCCGUUUUAAGGUCAGGCAAAUCAAACUGGAUAGCCAAAGCAUGUUGGAGCCAACCAUUGAGAGCAAGAAUGAUGGAUCCAUUCAAGAAGCUAUGGACACUAUAAAUGACUUGGGACCAUUUGUAGACUCCAGCAACUCAGCAGGAGAAGACACUGGAAAGACACCAAUGGAAAACAGCAUAAUUUUGGAUAAAGGCCUAGAUGUGGAGAAGGAGCUGGACAGUCCAUUGUUGAAGGAUGAGAUCAGAGCAGUGAGUGUAAAUGGUACCAUCAUUAUUCCGGAACCUAUGUGGCAUGUAAUGCCUCUGCUACAGCGACCUCCCAAUCUUAGCACCUCUCCAGCAAUUGCAGUUCCUAUUCACACCACCAAGUACAACCCCACAUUGGACAGCGAUGUUACCCUGAUCACAUCUUUUAACAGAUUCCCAUAUCCGACCCAUGCAGAGCUCUCCUGGCUCACUGCUGCCUCCAAACACCCUGAGGAGCAGAUCAAGGUAUGGUUCACCACCCAGCGUCUGAAGCAAGGCAUCACCUGGUCCCCUGAAGAAGUAGAAGAAGCCCGUAAGAAGAUGUUCAAUGGCAGUAUACCACCCACACACCAGACCUGUGAAGUUUUGCCUGCACAUUUUUGUGAAACACACAACCCUGGGCAGGCACAAUCAGCUACUUGUCAUGGAUUUGGGCAGACCAGCCUUGCAUUAAACAUCACCGCUGACAGAUCAUCCACUACUUGUAUUGCUACAGCAGUCCGUCAGGCACAGACCCUUAAGCGGCCUCUAGGAUCUUCUUUCUUGGCUUCAGUGGUCAAACGUCCAACUGGGGACCCCAAAGAGAGUCUGCGCAUGCCCCCUCCACCAGCUCCACCACCAGAAAGACUCGCUAUUGUUUCUUCUCCUGGGCUUACAGAGACUAAAACACCUAGCCCUGGUUCUUUGGUGGCCUCAGACAUGAAGAGACGUGUUCCUGUACAAUUUGUCCCAUCUGAAGAGGAACCCCCAAUAGUUCAAUCCAAAGAGAAGAAACUUGUGUCACUUUCUUCAGUAUUGCCCAAAGAAAGACUCCCUUUGUCACCCAUAGUUUCCACCAAUCUCAAAAGACCUGUAAUUGCUCAGCAAUCAAGCAAUAAUACUUCAGCCUCCUCGUUCGUUGCUAAAAACAAGUUUGGUAAUGGUGUAACCAUGCCCUUAGCACCAGCUGUGGCAACCCCACAAAUGAGUAGACCAACGAUCAUUCAGACAAUGUCGGCUGUGCCUCUGUCCCCAUCUUCGACUCCAGUCCUUCCGUGUAAGUCUAAGCUGUCUGUUGCUCCAGUGUCCUCAUGCUUCAAUAUUCCGAAUGGAAAAGAAUCUACAAAUUCCCAGAAUGAUUCCCAGAAGUCACAUGUUGAAUUUGCUCUGAGGGAGCAUGGUGUUCCCACUCAGUUUCCUCUACUAGAGAGAGUGAAGGACAAGAGUCCUGGACAAGUGAAGCUUCUAGAGGAGAGUUUUCAAAGGAACAGUUUCCCGUCCUAUAAUGAGGUCGAGAACCUCGUGAUCACCACUAGAAUGUCCAGAGAGGAUAUCGAAAGCUGGUUUUUGGAGCGCAGAGCUCUUCGAGAUGAUUUGGAACAUGCCCUGCUGAACUCCAUGGGCUCUAAAAGGGAGUCCCAGCAGACUCUCCUCAAUGGAUCUCAGAGACAUUCAGGCACCCUUACCUUCAGCCCUGUGCCUCAAGUCAGCAAGACCGUGAACCUUCUCAAAAAUGUUUGUGUACAGUACCAAUGGCCUUCGCCUGUAGAGUUCAGGCAUCUGGAGAUGCAGGCGCGGUUAGCUCGCACAGAACUUGUCCGCUGGUUCAGAGACAGUCGGCUAGCUCAGCAGAGCCGCAUCCUAGACUGGAAGGAGAUGUUUGGAGAGCAGAACAGCUGCCAGGCUGCAGACGCAACAAAACAACAACUAAGAGAAGAGGACACCAAACCCAGCAGCCCAGAAUUCGAUAACUGGUUCAGUAACUUGCUCGGUCAGCACAUGGGGAGCAAUGGGGAACCGAUUGGUGAGGGCAGGGAGGACCAUGGAGAAAACGCAUGUGAGCUGCUCUCAGAUGCAGAUUAGAAGAUGGAAGGUGAGAACAUUGUCCUUCAUCGAAGCGCUUUAGGAACCACUGAUGUCACUUCUGCUCUGGUUCUCCAUUCGCUCGGACACAGGACUGGAGAACUGUGGGAUGGUGUGUGUGUGUUGUGUGUAUGUUUUAGAUGCAGAACGCACUGAAAACUUCUGUACGCUAGAGUCACUGCGCAUCCAUACGUGCAAACGUACCUUUACUGCAUAUUGUCUGCAGAUCUGUACAUUUUUAUUACAUAUUUUGAUACAUUUUAUAAUGGGAACAAGUUUUGGCUGUUUUUUAGUGGACAUUUCUUUACUGUCGGUGGAAGGAGAUGCCAGAAACCACGAGGUGCUGAAAUAUUCUCUGGACACAUGACAUGCAACAGCCCAAAAUAUGAUUCUUCUACUACAGACUGGACACUUUAAUGGGGAUUCACUCUUCUGCUGGUGAACACACACGUCAGCGCUGAUGUUUAAACUGGUUUGUUUGCAAUCUUGAGUCAUCUUGGACUCAAACGCUUCCCUCGUAGUUAACUCUUUCUCUGCUGUAGUGUCUCUGCAUCAAUGCUAACGCUCUUUUCACACAAAGACCGCCGCUGGAAUCUAAUAAAACGCAGCCAGAUGUAUGGUGUUUGUUUGAGAGGUCACUGCUGUACGAUUGUCCAUAUGAAGCUUCUUUGCCUUCGCUUUGUUCCAUAGAUUAAUUUUGGUCUGCAGCUCUGAAAGCUAAAAUAGCAGCUCAUGAUGAAUCUGAGCGUCUCAAGGCCAAAAACACCAAACACACACGCAGAUGUUUGAGAUGUUUCUGUCUGAUGUGUCUGUAUUGAAAACAAACUCUAAAUUCAUAACUCUGAUGUGGCAUAAAACUUCCCCGCGUUUAGAAAUGUGAGUUUAAUCCGUCCUGCUGAUUGUUUUUGCUCUCAGGCAGAUUUGGGUGGCGACGGAAC
Messenger RNA from Carassius carassius (crucian carp), 3969 nucleotides. Its product is annotated as zinc fingers and homeoboxes protein 2-like. Gene Ontology annotation, molecular function: DNA-binding transcription factor activity, RNA polymerase II-specific; DNA binding. Gene Ontology annotation, biological process: regulation of transcription by RNA polymerase II. Bases 599 to 3031 code for a protein of 810 amino acids. The transcript is spliced from 4 exons. Gene Ontology annotation, cellular component: nucleus. NCBI's taxonomy places the organism in Eukaryota, Metazoa, Chordata, Actinopteri, Cypriniformes, Cyprinidae. The record is from RefSeq and is a predicted model, not a curated record.